UUUCCCAGCAGGCUCUGUGGAAUGGGGGCUGUAAGUGCUUCCGGGGUCAGGAAGGUAGUGACGGCGUAGGUAACCAGGCUCUGUAGCCGUGGCAGCGGCCGUGGCAGGCUGGCUGGGUACCGGCUGCCGCUGACCCGGGAGACGCUACAUCAACCGGGGUUGCAGCGCGCUGCCGCCGCGGGGCCGGCAGCUGAACUAUGUGCUCUUCAGGGCGGGCACCGUGUUGCAUUCAUCUUUGUACCCCCAGCAUCUAGCAGUGUUGGCAUGUAGUAGGCACUCAAGAAAUGUGUGUUGAAUGAACGAUGCCUGUGACAAGCAAGCGGACUUUAUUCUUUCCUGACCCUUGCUCCUAUGACACACCUCCUCCUGACUGCCACUGUCACUCCUUCAGAGCAGAACUCCUCUAGGGAACCUGGAUGGGAAACAGCCAUGGCCAAGGACAUCCUGGGUGAAGCAGGGCUGCACUUUGAUGAACUGAACAAGCUGAGGGUGUUGGACCCAGAGGUUACCCAGCAGACCAUAGAGCUGAAGGAAGAGUGCAAAGACUUUGUGGACAAAAUUGGCCAGUUUCAGAAAAUAGUUGGUGGUUUAAUUGAGCUUGUUGAUCAACUUGCAAAAGAAGCAGAAAAUGAAAAGAUGAAGGCCAUCGGUGCUCGGAACUUGCUCAAAUCUAUAGCAAAGCAGAGAGAAGCUCAACAGCAGCAACUUCAAGCUCUAAUAGCAGAAAAGAAAAUGCAGCUAGAAAGGUAUCGGGUUGAAUAUGAAGCUUUGUGUAAAGUAGAAGCAGAACAAAAUGAAUUUAUUGACCAAUUUAUUUUUCAGAAAUGAACUGAAAAUUUCACUUUUAUAGUAGGAAGUCAAAACAAAAAAAAGCCCCUCAAAACCAAAAAAACCUCUGUAGCAUUCCGCGGCUUGACCAAUGACCUAUGUCACAAGAGGUGGCGUGUAAGGAAUGCAGCCCCCUGAAGACAGCACUACAAGUCUGGGGGAGCCAGUUUUAACAUCAGUGCACAGCUGCUGCUGGUGGCCCUGCAGUGUACGUUCUCACCUCUUAUGCUUAGUUGGAACUAAGCAGUUUGUAAACUUUCAUCCUUUUUUUUGUAAAUUCACAAAGCUUUGGAAGGAGAAGCAAUAAAUUUUUGUUUUCAAAUGG
Molecule: messenger RNA, 1153 nt
Organism: Pongo pygmaeus (Bornean orangutan)
Lineage: Eukaryota; Metazoa; Chordata; Mammalia; Primates; Hominidae
Gene: IFT20
Product: intraflagellar transport 20
Exons: 6
Coding region: 352-828 (158 amino acids)
Biological process (GO): cilium assembly; protein localization to cilium
Cellular component (GO): intraciliary transport particle; centrosome; ciliary base
Source: RefSeq, a predicted model, not a curated record